Molecule: messenger RNA, 2613 nt
Organism: Arachis duranensis
Lineage: Eukaryota; Viridiplantae; Streptophyta; Magnoliopsida; Fabales; Fabaceae
Product: two-component response regulator-like PRR95
Exons: 8
Biological process (GO): phosphorelay signal transduction system; cytokinin-activated signaling pathway
Molecular function (GO): protein binding
Source: RefSeq, a predicted model, not a curated record
UUCCCCUUCCUUUUUCCGAUGUUUUAAUUUCUUUUUAGAUGUUUUCAUUUUUACCCUCCAAAAUUGGUUCUGUGGAAACAAAGAAAUCAGAAAAUUGUGUGUGCCUGCUGGUUUUGGAAGCUCCAUCAAAGAAGAAGAUUCUCAUGGUACAGUGUGAUUCAGGUGGAAUAGCAGGGAUUGAUUCCGUUUGAGAGGGAAUAAACAUGGGUGAGGUAGUUGUGAGCGAGAGAUUAGUUGGAACGGCUGAGGAAGAAGAGAAGCAGACGACUACGGUGGCGGCUGCCGAGGAAGAAACUACUGCAACGGCGGGAAAAGGCGGAGGAGGAGAAUCGAAAGGGCUGAUGAGGUGGGAGAAGUUCUUGCCGAAGAUGGUACUGAGGGUGCUCUUGGUUGAAGCUGAUGAUUCCACGAGGCAGAUUAUAGCGGCGCUCCUCAGAAAAUGCAGCUACAAAGUGGCGGCUGUUCCUGAUGGCCUAAAGGCAUGGGAAAUACUCAAGGGAAGACCACGCAAUAUCGAUCUAAUACUGACGGAAGUGGAUUUACCUGCCAUAUCUGGCUAUGCACUUCUCACUUUAAUUAUGGAACAUGAUAUUUGCAAAAAUAUCCCUGUCAUAAUGAUGUCCUCACAAGAUUCUAUAAGUACAGUAUACAAGUGUAUGCUGAGGGGAGCUGCUGAUUAUCUUGUUAAGCCCCUUAGAAAAAAUGAAUUGAGGAAUUUGUGGCAGCAUGUUUGGAGAAGGCAAUCGUCAACUGUUGCCAUGAAUGGCCUCCAAGAUGAGAGUGUUGCGCAGCAGAAGGUUGAAGCCACUGCUGAAAACAAUGAUGCUAGUAUUCGUUCAAGUGGUGAUGCUGCUUCCAUUCAGAGAAAUAAGGAAUUAAUCGAGAAAGGAAGUGAUGCACAGAGCUCUUGCACAAAGCCCGACCUGGAAGCUGAGAGUGGCCCUGUCGAUAACAUGCAGGAAUUUGCUUCACUGAAAUGUGGUGAAUCAUAUCCAACUGGAACAAUGACACAAGAGGUAGAAACGUGCAUGCGUUUGGGGCAGAUAUCAGUUAUGCAUGACAGUCAUGCUGGAGGAUUAGCUAUGGCUAGUAGCAAAAAUUGUGAGACAAGCACAACGAAUGGCAAGGAUGGCGAUACAGAACAUUUUCGGAGUGCUACUAUCUGUGGUGAGGCUCAUGACAAUCACUGUGUUCAAAUUAGCUGUUCUAAGGAAGCUAUUGACUUGAUUGGAGCAUUUCAUAAUCGUCCAAACUGCAGUCUCAAAACUCCCACAGUUAACUGCACAGGAACGGUAACCAUUGAAAUGCCUUGUUAUUCUUUUUCAAAGAACUAAAGUUACAUGAUUUGAUAUGCUACAUCUUUAACUUUAGAAUAGGGAUGUUUCAAGUUUUUCAAAGAUUGUAUAUAUGCUCAUCGUUAAGAGGUUUCUUGCAGGUAUACAAACAAGCAAUUUCAAGCCUCACCUGCGAUUUUAAACUUCUCUGACCAACAAAGGGAACAGAGAACAAAUUGCGAGAAAAGUAUAUCCCAUUUUGCUACUGGGUGUAAUUCAGAAAGUUCAACACCUAGUGUGCAAAGAAAUCUUUUAUCUCCAACUACACCCCAAUCGAAAGAAUCUGAAGCAGCAACUUCACACUCACAACAGCAAGGGCACUCUCUCCCGAUUGCAGUUAAAGGUGUAAGGUUCAAUGAUUUGUGCACGGCCUAUGGUUCUGUACUUCCUCCAAUGUUUCGCACACAAUCGGGUCCACCAUUGGUGCCUAGCCCCAGUUCAGUUGUGCUUCUUGAACCAGCCUUUCAAGUAAAUGGAUUUUAUCAAUCAAGUGUUAAAGACAAUAGUUCAGAGCAAGUUUAUGAAUCUCCCAGUUCUGGUGGAAAAAGUGCUCCAAACAACAUGAUUUCCAGACCGGAACACAAACCAGAACAUGCUGAGGAUCGAAGACAUAUCUCUCCUGCAACUGAUCAAAGUGGAUCCGGUAGCUUCUGUAAUGGAAAUGCAAGCCAUCUUAAUAGCAUGGGGUAUGGAAGCAACUGUGGAAGCAGCAACAUUGUUGAUCAGGUCCCAAUUGGCAGAGCAGCUUCAGAGGGUAAGAAUGAAGAGAUGGCAAACAAUGCGAGCUCUCAUCGAUCUAUCCAAAGAGAAGCAGCUCUAAAUAAGUUCCGCUUGAAAAGGAAAGAGAGAUGCUAUGAGAAGAAGGUUCGAUAUGAGAGCAGAAAGAAACUAGCAGAGCAGCGCCCGAGAGUGAAAGGUCAAUUUGUUCGUCAAGUGCAGCCGGAUGCACUCACUGCAGAGAAAGAUGGCAAAGAAUAUGAUCUUUAACACAUUUCUGACUCACUAGAGAGAACACUUAUUUAGUAUAGUUGCUUCAAAAUUUUGUUUUCUCGAAUCACAUGAUCUGUAUAUGCUUUCUAAGACGACUUUCCUCAUUUCUAUUUCCUUUUAGAUAUAGCUAAUGUAAUAUAUCCUUGUAAUCUAUAUAGUGUCAUAGUUAUUUUGCUGCCACAUUAUUUAUUUGUUUAUUUGUAAGGAUUUGAUUGUUCAUCAGGACUCAUGAUGAUGGAUUAUGUAGGAGAUUAUAGAGCAUUACUAUAACAUCAUAUGACGCUAAGUU